Molecule: messenger RNA, 3117 nt
Organism: Rhagoletis zephyria (snowberry fruit fly)
Lineage: Eukaryota; Metazoa; Arthropoda; Insecta; Diptera; Tephritidae
Product: trichohyalin-like
Source: RefSeq, a predicted model, not a curated record
AUGCGAGAAGAAGAACGAGAAGAUGUUACUACUCGCGCUAACGCGCGUGAAUCCCGUGACGACCGACGAGAACUAACCCGGCGAUUUGAUUAUCGCGACGAGCGAUCAGCUGCUCCCAUACGUAUUGAUGAGCGUGAGGAAUGGCGAACAAUCGAUAGAAGUGUUGAUGAGCGUGAAAGACGAGAAGAAGAACGAAGAGAGGCUACUACUCGCGCUGAAGGUCGUGACGACCGACGACAAUUAACCCAGCGGUUUGAUGAUCUCCAAGAAGGAUCAGAUGCCACCAAACCAAUUGAUGAGCGUGAGGAACGGCGAGCAAUCGGCAGAAGUGUUGAGCGAGAAAGACGAGAAGAUGAACAGAGAGAUGCUAUCGCACGCGCUGAAAACCUUGAGGACCGACGAAAUCUAGGUCAACGCUUUUCUGAUCGCGAAGAACGAUCAGUUACUACCAGAAUGUUUGAUGACCAUAAGGAACGACGAACAAUCGACAACAGGAUUGAUGAGCGGGAAAGACGAGACCGCGAGGAGCGAUCAGCAGCUACCAGGCGGAUUGAUGAGCGUAAGGAGCGGCGAGAAAUCGGCAAAAGUGUUGACGAACGAGAGAGACGAGAAUUAAGCCAGCGAUUUUAUGACCGCGGGUAUAUAUCUGUUAGUCCAAGCAGUUUCGAUAAUCGUGUGGAUCGGCUAACAAUUUCCAAUGACGUAAUUCAGCAAGAAUCACGAAGGGAUGAACGACGAGGCGUUAUAUCACGUGCUGAUACCCGUGAGAAGCGACGAGAACCAACUCGGCGGUUAGAUGAGCAUGAGAACCGAAGAUCACAUGUCAGGAGUGUAGCUGAGCGCGAAAGACGAGAAGACGAAGGACAAGAUGCUACCACACGCGCUGAAUUCCGGAAGGUCCGUCGAGAUGUUAUCGCAGAACAAUUUGCUCCUACCAAACGAAUUGGUGAGCGCGAAGAACGACAAACAAUCGAUAGAAGUGUUGAUGAGCCAGAAAGACGAGAUGAUGAACGAAAGUAUGCUAUUGUCGGGACUAACAACCUUAAGGACCGAAGAAAUCUAGGUCAGCACUUUGCUGAUCGCGAAGAAAGAUCAAUUACUUCCAGGCGGUUCGAUGAGCGUGAGCAGCGACGAGCAAUCGACGAAAGAAUUGGUGAGCGAGAAAGACGAUAUGAAGUGAGAAGAGACGCUAUUACUCUCCUUGAAGGUCGCGAGGAUCGACGAGAAUUAACCCAGCGAUUUGAUCGUCGCGAGGAACGAUCAGCUGCUACCAGACGAAUUGAUGACCGUGAGGAACGGCAAGAAAUUGGCAAAAGGGUUGUUGAGCAAGAAAGACGAGAAGAUGAAAGACGAUUUGCUAUUGCAAGCGUUGACGCCCGACGAGAAUCAACUCAGCGAUUUAAUGACCGUGUGGAUCUAUCUUUUAGUCCAAAAAGUUUCGAUAAUCGUGAGGACCGGCUAACAAUUGCCAAUGACGUAAUUGAGCGAGAAUCACGAAGGGAUGAACGACGAGGCGUUAUAGCACGUGCUGAUACCCGUGAGAAGCGACGAGAACCAACUCGGCGGUUAGAUGAGUAUGAGAACCGAAGAUCACUUAUCAGCAGUGUUGCUGAGCGCGAAAGACGAGAAGACGAAGGACAAGAUGCUACCACACGCGCUGAAUUCCGGAAGGACCGUCGAGAUGUUAUCGCAGAACAAUUUGCUCCUUCUAAACGAAUUGGUGAGCGCGAGGAACGACAAACAAUCGAUAGAAGUGUUGAUGAGCCAGAAAGACGAGGAGAUGAACGAAAGUAUGCUAUUGUCGGCACUAACAACCUUAAUGAUCGAAGAAAUCUAGGUCUGCGCUUUGCUGAUCGCGAAGAACGAUCAAUUAUUUACAGGCGGUUCGAUGAGCGUGAGCAACGACGAGUAUUCGACAGGAGUGUUUCUGAGCAGGAAAUGCGAAAAGAAGGACGAAGAGAUGCUACUACUCGCGCUGAAGAUCGUGAGGACCGACGAGAAUUAACCCAGCGAUUGGAUGAUCGCGAGGAACGAUCAGCUGCGGCCAGGCGGAGUGAUGAGCGUGAGGAACGGCGAGCGAUCGGCAGAGGUGUGGAUGAGCGAGAAAGACGGGAAGAUGAUCGUCGAUAUGCUAUUACACGCGAUGACGCCCGACGAGAAUUAACCCAGCGGUUUGAUUACAGCGAGGAUCUAUCUCUUAGUCCAAGGAGUUUAGAUAAUCGUGAAGACCGGCAAACAAUUUCCAGUGACGUAAUUGAGCGAGAAUCACGAAGAGACGAACAACGAGGCCCUGUAGUACGUGCUGAUAAUCGCGAGAACCGACGAGAACAAACUCGGCGAUUAAAUGAGCGUGAGGACCGAGGACUACAUGUCAGGAGUGUUGCUGAGCGCGAAAGACAAGAUGCUACAAGACGCGCUGAAUACCGAGAGGACCAUCGAAAUGUUAUCGCAGAACAAUUUGCUGCUAGCGGGCGGUUUUAUGAGCGUGAGGAACGACGAUCAAUCGAUAAAAGUUUUGAUGAGAGGAAAAGACGAGAAGAUGACCGACGAGAUGCUGUCACUCGCGUUGGAACCCUUGGAUACCGGCGAGAGCUAGGCCAGAAAUUUGAUGAUCGCGAAGAACGACAAACAAUCGAUAGUAACAUUAAUGAGCCAGAAAGACGAGAAAUAGCUCGUAGGAUUGAUGAUCGCGUAAAAUAUGGUGUGGGUACAAAGCAUUUCGAUGAGAGUGGGGAACGACGAGAAAUUGCCAGUAGUGCUAAUGAGUGGCAAAGACGAGAAGGCGAUAUAUCUGCUUCUCAGAGGCAUAAUGAACGCGAAAAUCGUUUCGCCGCUAACAGGCUUUCCGGGGAUCGUGAGGAACGGGAAGUUACAAGGCUUGUUGACAAGCGCGACGCUUCAUCGCGCGUUGCUGACAUGAAGGGAAACGCGAACGAUCGCGCCACCGUCAACAGUUGGUCUACGCCAGUGCCACUGUCGCUACGGGCCAACGGGCAUGAAACUUAUCAUUGCUAUGUUACCAUCGUUAAAACAUUGGAAUUGUUAAGUGUGUUUUUGGUGGGAAACGAUAUUCGCUCAACGAUUUUGUAUCUCGAUAUGGUUUUGGAAUUCGCGUAA